AUGUCGCUGCUGGGCGAGUACGAGCGACACUGCGACUCCAUCAACUCGGACUUCGGCAGCGAGUCCGGGGGUGGCGGGGACCCGGGCCCGGGGCCCAGCGCGAGCCCGGGGCCGCGAGCCGGCGGCGGCGCGGCCGAGCAGGAGGAGCUGCACUACGUCCCCAUCCGCGUCCUGGGCCGCGGCGCCUUCGGGGAGGCCACGCUGUACCGCCGCACCGAGGAUGACUCACUGGUGGUGUGGAAGGAAGUAGAUUUGACCCGACUUUCUGAGAAGGAACGUCGUGAUGCCUUGAAUGAGAUUGUUAUUCUAGCGCUGCUGCAGCAUGACAACAUUAUUGCCUACUACAAUCACUUCAUGGACAACACCACCCUGCUGAUUGAGCUGGAAUAUUGUAAUGGAGGAAACCUGUAUGACAAAAUCCUUCGUCAGAAGGACAAGUUGUUUGAGGAAGAGAUGGUGGUGUGGUACCUUUUUCAGAUUGUUUCAGCAGUGAGCUGUAUCCAUAAAGCUGGAAUCCUCCAUAGAGAUAUAAAGACAUUAAAUAUAUUUCUGACCAAGGCAAACCUGAUAAAGCUUGGAGAUUAUGGCCUAGCAAAGAAACUUAAUUCUGAGUAUUCCAUGGCUGAGACGCUUGUGGGAACCCCAUAUUAUAUGUCUCCAGAGCUCUGCCAAGGAGUGAAGUACAAUUUCAAGUCUGAUAUCUGGGCAGUAGGCUGUGUCAUCUUUGAACUGCUUACACUAAAGAGAACAUUUGAUGCUACAAAUCCACUCAACUUGUGUGUAAAGAUUGUACAAGGAAUCCGGGCCAUGGAAGUUGAUUCUAGGCAGUACUCCUUGGAAUUGAUCCAGAUGGUCCAUGCAUGCCUUGACCAGGAUCCUGAGCAAAGACCCACUGCAGAUGAACUUCUGGAUCGUCCUCUCCUCAAGAAGCGUAGGAGAGAGAUGGAAGAAAAAGUCACUCUGCUUAAUGCACCUACAAAGAGACCAAGGUCAAGCACGGUAACUGAAGCCCCCAUUGCUGUGGUCACAUCAAGAACUAGUGAAGUCUAUGUUUGGGGCGGUGGGAAAUCCACCCCCCAGAAAUUGGAUGUCAUCAAGAGUGGCUGUAGUGCUCGACAGGUGUGUGCAGGGAACACUCACUUUGCUGUGGUCACAGUGGAGAAGGAGCUGUAUACCUGGGUGAAUAUGCAAGGGGGUACUAAACUCCAUGGUCAGCUAGGCCAUGGAGACAAAGCUUCCUAUCGACAGCCAAAGCAUGUGGAAAAGUUGCAAGGCAAAGCUAUUCGCCAGGUGUCCUGUGGUGAUGAUUUCACUGUCUGUGUAACAGAUGAAGGGCAGCUCUAUGCCUUUGGAUCUGAUUAUUAUGGCUGCAUGGGAGUGGACAAAGUUGCCGGCUCUGAAGUGCUAGAACCCAUGCAGCUGAACUUCUUCCUCAGCAAUCCAGUAGAGCAGGUCUCCUGUGGAGAUAAUCAUGUGGUGGUUCUGACACGAAACAAAGAAGUCUAUUCUUGGGGCUGUGGUGAAUAUGGACGGCUGGGUUUGGAUUCAGAAGAGGAUUACUAUACACCACAGAGGGUAGAUGUUCCCAAAGCCUUAAUUAUUGUUGCAGUUCAAUGUGGCUGUGAUGGGACCUUUCUGCUGACCCAGUCAGGCAAAGUACUAGCCUGUGGACUCAAUGAGUUCAACAAACUAGGUCUAAACCAGUGCAUGUCUGGAAUCAUCAACCAUGAAGCAUACCAUGAAGUUCCCUACACAACCUCCUUUACCUUGGCCAAACAGUUGUCCUUUUAUAAGAUCCGUACCAUUGCCCCAGGCAAGACUCACACAGCUGCUAUUGAUGAACGAGGCCGGCUACUGACCUUUGGCUGCAAUAAGUGUGGACAGCUGGGUGUUGGGAAUUACAAAAAGCGCCUGGGAAUCAACCUGCUGGGGGGACCUCUUGGUGGGAAGCAAGUGAUCAGGGUCUCUUGUGGUGAUGAGUUCACCAUUGCUGCCACUGAUGAUAAUCACAUUUUUGCCUGGGGUAAUGGAGGUAAUGGCCGCCUGGCAAUGACCCCCACUGAGAGACCACAUGGCUCUGAUAUCUGUACCUCGUGGCCUCGGCCUAUUUUUGGAUCACUGCAUCAUGUCCCAGACCUUUCUUGCCGUGGUUGGCACACCAUUCUCAUUGUUGAGAAAGUGUUGAACUCUAAGACCAUCCGUUCCAAUAGCAGCGGCCUCUCCAUUGGAACUGUGGUUCCAAGCUCAGGCCCAGGAGCUGGUGGCGGUGGUGGUGAAGAGGAGGAUAGUCAGCAGGAAUCUGAAACACCUAAUCCAAGUGGAGGCUUCCGAGGAACGAUGGAAGCAGACCAUGGAAUGGAAGGUUUAAUCAGUCCCACAGAGGCCAUGGGGAACAGUUAUGGGGCCAGCAGCUCCUGUCCUGGCUGGCUUCGAAAGGAGCUGGAAAACGCAGAAUUCAUCCCCAUGCCUGACAGCCCAGCUCCCCUCAGUGCAGCAUUUUCAGAAUCUGAGAAAGAUACCCUGCCCUACGAAGAGCUGCAAGGACUCAAAGUGGCCUCUGAAGUUCCUCCAGAACACAAGUCCCCAGUAGGAGCCUGGCCCCCCCGGCUGAGUCCCCCCAUACCGUGUGCUGGGAAGGGAACACCAAUGACCUCUCCAGCCUGUGCAUGUGGCACUCUGCAGGUGGAGGUUGAGAGGUUGCAGGGUCUGGUAUUAAAGUGUCUGGCUGAACAAGAGAAGCUACAGCAAGAAAACCUCCAGAUUUUUACCCAAUUACAGAAGCUAAACAUGAAAUUAGAAGGAGGGCAGCAGGUGGGGAUGCAUUCCAAAGGAACCCAGACAGCAAAGGAAGAAAUGGAAAUGGAUCCAAAGCCUGACUUAGAUUCAGAUUCCUGGUGCCUCCUGGGAACAGACUCUUGUCGACCCAGCCUCUAGUCUCCUGAGCCCAUGUAGCCCCCAGGAAACUGGGAUCCAAAGACCUUCACAGCACACUUACCGAAUGCAGAGAGCAGCUUCCCUGGCUUUGUUCACUUGCAGACAAGGAGCGCAAGGCGGAGGCUCGGAAGCACUUUCCUUGUACAUUUGGAGAGUGGCAUUGCCUUUUAGAUAGGAUGUAGGAGUGAUUUUAUUAUUUUGGAGCAUAGAAGGGCCCUGUGGCCCUGGCUUUGUCAUCAGUGACGACCAUAGCAGCAGCAGCAGCUCUGUACCUCAUCUGUUAAUCCCACCUUUGAAGAGGAAACACAGCGCUCACCUUAAUUGCGCUGAUAGCAGCUCAUAUCCCACUUACCAUUUUCACCAUUGACUGGAAGCUGCCUUAGGAGUUCAGCACCAGUCAUUGCACCUCCAGGUGGGGAGAGAAGUGUAAAGCUAGAGUGGGCUGGACCGGGUGUGGCCUGCCCGGGGUCCUCCAGAGAGUGAUGAAGUAUCUGAGCCCUUUCAGAAACCUGGGAUCCAAGAAAAUUUGUCUGGUGGAGUUUAGGGUUUGUUUUCAGCAAGUUCAGUUACUUCAUGCAGCUAAAUGCUUUAGGUUAGGAGGAAAAGUGGGCCUAGAUUGCUUUUCCUCUGGGUUAGUUGAACUGAGGAGCAGAGAAAGGGCAGGUCCCUCUUCAUCUCACAGCUGAGACUUAAAGCUGUGGCUGGUGCAAGGUGGGAUUUCCCAGCUGUGGAAGAUGCCUCCAAGGGAGGAUAUAUCUCAGAGAAUUAUGUCAGGGGACGGUAGGUCAGGCCAUAGGAGAAAGCUGUGAGGGGGAGUAAUGACUCCUUUGGUGCCUUACCUUUUUGUCUGACCAUCAGUGUAGCAGAAUCUCUGUCACUGCAAAGGCUUUUUGUGCCUCUGGCAUCCUGGCUCUUAGGAGCCUGAUCUUGAUAGCAGCAGCCCCAAUUACCCCCUUUCUAUAUGUCUAGUCAGUAUUUUUCCCUUUUUGGUAUGUUUUGAAGCCAUGUCAUACCCAGUGAAUCUAUAUCCUCUUUCCUAUUUGAGUUGCCCAAAGCCAGCACCAAACUCCAGGGCCCUUAGAAACUUAACAGGUGGAUCCUGCCAAGUAAAAGGAAUUUGGCUGCAAGUUCCUUUCUGCUAUGUCCUUAUAGAAAGGAGCAAGCUACCUUUUCCAAAGAGAAUGUAUCUGAAGCAUUCUCUAGGUAAGCACUUGAUGGUUUCCCUUAAAUGUGAGCCUUGUGCCUCCACUGUGAGCCUGCCACCAAGCCUAAUGACUUGCUCCUGUAGUGUUUGGGGUCACAAGAGCUGCUUUGAUAAGUAUUACAUACUUCUUCCCUACCAACAGCUAAAUUGUUUCAUUUAACCAAACAUAUGUGUUAUCUGUUUGAUAUUGCAGAAAGACCUACUUGUGCAGUGAGAAUUUUGCCAUUUCCCUAUACUGGUAGUGUGAAGUCUGGUGCUGGGAGGAAACCCCAUCUCUGGGAAUGGGCAACUCUGUCCAAUGGGAUCUUUGAUGUCCCAUUGUUUUCUCAAUUCUGAGAAGCACAGUACAGUAGUACUAAUGUAGUCACUGAAGCCUUUUCCUAAAUAUGGGAAGGGCCAACCCUGAAUUAAGGUUACAAGUUCUCGGGGUCUGGAUGUUGACUAUAAACCCUGACAGUGGGAUUUGGUUUCUCAUAUAAAUGCAGCUUUGCUUUUCUUCACGACUGACUGGCCUCUCCUGCUCCUGUGUCCUGGUGCUCACCAUUCUCAGCGGGCCUGAGAGGCGGGUCAGUGGAUGUUCAUCUUGAGGAUCGCUUCUGCUCUGGAGCUGAGGGGCAUGGGCAUGUUGCUGAGACUGUGGGGUGGCAAUGAGUGUUGACGCAGAGCAAGAGCCCUGCUCUUGUUCCAGAAGGGUCAGUCCCUAGUGGAACACAUGGUCAGUUUCUCUAGCAUGAUUCCUUGGGAAGUCUAGUUUGCUAUUAAUCUGGCUAAGAAUCUAAGUUCUGUGCCUUAGAGAUAAUUUGCACUUUCCAAAAUUGUGCCUGUGACAGCAGUGAUUUUCCCACCAAAAAGCCAAGCCAAAAAUGGCAGCCAAGCUUUGGAUAGAGUGAAAGGCAAAACAGCAGGAAUGCUUUUGAAUGGUUUCCUAUAGUAAGUUGUGUCCUGCUUGUCUUCUGUAUGCAGUGCUAGGUGUUUGAAGCUUUCUGGUAGUAUCGCUUUUGAGUUACAGCAUAACCUGUGCUAAUCCUGUGCCGACACUUCUGAAGAACCAGCUUAUUGUUAGCCAGAUGCUGGAAAGGGUGAGGGCGGAGUGGUUUGGCCUUUCUGUUUUAAAUAAACGUUUAAAGUCUGA
Molecule: messenger RNA, 5270 nt
Organism: Jaculus jaculus (lesser Egyptian jerboa)
Lineage: Eukaryota; Metazoa; Chordata; Mammalia; Rodentia; Dipodidae
Gene: Nek9
Product: NIMA related kinase 9
Exons: 22
Coding region: 1-2934 (977 amino acids)
Biological process (GO): protein phosphorylation
Cellular component (GO): centrosome
Molecular function (GO): protein kinase activity; protein kinase binding; ATP binding
Source: RefSeq, a predicted model, not a curated record